AUGAUCCGCCGGAAGUCCAGCCAAUUCCAGGGACUGAAAAUGCAAUCGGAGCUUGAACAGCACUACGAACUGCGGAGAGAACCCAAGAAAGACCUCAGGUCAUUGGAUGAAUCGGCCACGCGGAUGGGAACAGGUGUGCAUACCGAGUCGGGGACCGUGGCUUCGGUGAAUGCGGAUGAAGAUCCUGCAGCCGACUUGUUCCCGCCGCCACUGCCCCAGCCCCGGAUCUGCAUAUGGAAGUACCUGGACAUCCAUUCCAUGCACAGGCUGGAGAAGACAGCCAACGUUGAGGAGAUGAGGGAGGUGCUGGCCGAGCUGUUGGGACUAGGCUCUCCUGCGCAGAGCCUGCGGGACGCCAUCACCCUGGACCUCUUCUCCCAUGCACUCAUCUUCUGCCGCCAACAAGGCUUCUCCCUGGAGCAGACAUCAACGGCUUGUGCCCUGCUCCAAGAUCUUCACAAGGCCUGUAUUGCAACCCCCUUGGGCAACGUGGAGGAAUGUUACCGCUACUUCACCAGUGUUCUUUUUUGCCACGGAAUCAGGCGGCCCCCCUUCAGUAUCAACCUCUUUAAGGAGGAACAGCUGCUGGCCCUGGCAGAUUAUGUGGUCAACACCUACUUCCGCCACUUCAAGCUCUACAAAUAUGUCUUCACACCCCAGGUGCGGCUGGAUCUAUCUUUGACUUACAUGGGGCUACAGGCACCCAAGCUCUGGCCAAAGGAUGAGACGGAGAAAGAAGAGGGCGAAGAGGUGGAGGAGCAGGCAGUCACCCCAGAUGAGGAGGAACCGGAAACAGUGGUCCAGCCAGAGCCAGAGCCAAGCCAGGUCUCCAUCCUCCGGGCCUACAUCAAGACCCAGAUGAACAAGGAACUGGAGCAGCUCCAACAACUGGUAGAGGAACGGCUCAAGGCCAGUGAGGAAAGGCUCAGCAGCAAGCUGACCACACUCGAGCAGUCCCUCCAGCUACCUCCAGGCAAAGGCAAGAACAAAACCUAG
Lipotes vexillifer (Yangtze River dolphin) is the source of this 996-nucleotide messenger RNA. It is a transcript of the gene CFAP119, whose product is annotated as cilia and flagella associated protein 119. Lineage: Eukaryota; Metazoa; Chordata; Mammalia; Artiodactyla; Lipotidae. The coding region runs from base 1 to 996 and encodes 331 amino acids. The record is from RefSeq and is a predicted model, not a curated record. The transcript is spliced from 9 exons.